CCUGCGAAAUCAGUGCUCGGUGCCCGGAGUAAUUAAAGUGUUUCCUUAUCGCGGCCCCGGAGGAGGGUCCGGGGAGGGAACCCUCCUUUCGUGUACACACGAACUCUCCGGGCUGCCGCAUAGGUACAGGAGCCUCUGUCUACUACGUAGGGCUUUAACUGCAGGUUUGGGGGUAUAAACAAGGAGCCUUAGCGCUCUUGUUCCAACUUUUAAGGCCGCGUCUGAUGAGAAAUGGAAAUCUGGCUCAAAGUCAUCCUUCCCGUUGUUGACAUCACCUGAAAACUCUACUGAAAAUAUUUCCGUUAGUUUACCGCAAACAUCAGCUUCCCCUGAGGUCUCAACACCUUGAGCAGUCUACCGUAUCGUGGUACAGAGACUCGCUGUUGCUGUCAGCACUAGAAAAGACUGAAGCUGGCAUCCCCCAUUGUCCUCAGCUAGAGCUUGCCCUGCAAGACGCAGCUGUAAACUGUUCAUCAGAAAAAAACUGAACAGUGGAUCCUUAAGAGUCCAGAGGAUGGCAUAGCAAUAACGUCACCGUCCAGGGAGCUGGGGUCCUUCCUCGCCUGCCUGCAUGCUGCUUGAACAGACCUCAAGCCUUUGUUUUUGGACUGAAGAAACCUGAAAACCUUUCUCUCCUAAUUCAUGAGCCAGCAGGAUGUGGUCGCCGUGCUUUCAGAACGCCUGCUCGUAGCUGCCUACAAAGGCCAAGUGGAGAAUGUGGUGCAGCUUAUCAACAAGGGUGCCAAGGUAGCGGUUACCAAGCAUGGCCGGACCCCCCUACAUCUUGCUGCCCACAAGGGUCAUCUCCACGUUGUCCAGGUUUUGUUGAAGGCAGGUUGUGACCUGGAUAUUCAGGAUGACGGUGAUCAGACAGCACUGCACCGGGCUGCUGUCGUAGGGAACACCGAUGUUAUAGCAACUCUGAUUCAAGAGGGGUGUGCUUUGGACAGACAAGAUAAGGAUGGGAACACUGCUCUUCAUGAAGCUUGUUGGCAUGGGUUCAGUCAGUCUGCCAAAGUGCUCGUUAAAGCAGGAGCCAACGUUCUUGCCAAGAACAAGGCAGGUAACACACCUCUUCACCUGGCUUGCCAGAAUAGCCAUUCCCAGAGUACUCGUGUUUUGUUACUUGGAGGAUCUCGAGCAGACCUCAAAAAUAAUGCAGGAGAUACCUGUCUGCAUGUGGCUGCUCGUUAUAAUCACUUGCCCAUCGUUAGGGUGCUGCUCAGUGCUUUCUGUUCUGUCCAUGAAAAGAACCAGGCAGGGGAUACUGCGCUCCAUGUAGCUGCUGCUCUAAAUCACAGGAAGGUGGUUAAGCUGUUGCUGGAGGCAGGGGCUGAUGCAUCCGUUGUCAACAACGCAGGUCAGACCCCUCUAGAGGUUGCCAGACAGCACAAUAACCCUGAGGUGGCACUCCUCCUCACUAAAGCAUCACAGGUCUCACGCUUUAACCGUGGAAGAAGCUUGAGGAAGAGGAGAGAGAGACUGAAGGAGGAAAGGCGAGCUCAGUCGGUACCACGGGAUGAAGUGGUACAGAGCAAGCAGGGCAGCGUCUCAGCUGCUGAUGACACGCCGAGCAGUGACCAGCCACCACAGAGGAAGAACAAUCUGAAAGAUGAACCCCGGUCAACCUCACCAGAUCCCAGAGGGAAGAAGAGCAAAAAGAAAAAGCCAAAGGAAAAGGUUUCAGCACUCUCAGACCCCAUCUCCCCAGCUGAUCAGCAGACACUCCCUCGACCCCAGCAAAACGUGCCUAAGCGUAGAAGUAAACAUCACUGCUCCUCUCCACCCCCUCCGCACGAGGUCCGAGCCUACCAGCUCUACACGCUCUACCGAGGGAAGGACGGGAAGGUGAUGCAGGCACCAAUAAAUGGAUGUCGUUGUGAGCCCCUGAUAAAUAAACUGGAAAAUCAGCUGGAGGCAACGGUAGAAGAGAUAAAAGCUGAGUUUGGGACAGUACAGGAUAAGAUGAAUGUUAAGCUGGGCCAGAUGGAAAGCAAAACUCAACAUCAACUCCGUGUUUUAGACAAGCUUAUGGCUGAGCGGCUGUCCGCAGAGAGAACAGAGUGCCUUCACCGCCUGCAACAGCACACUGAGCUGGAAAAAAAUGAGGGGGAGAAACGGCAGAUUUCCUUGGUUGAUGAGCUAAAGACUUGGUGCCUGUUGAAGAUUCAGAAUCUGGAGCUCAAGCUUUCUGGUGAUUCCAGGUCAUCAAGACCAAAAUCAACUUUGUCCACUUGUGAGUCUCUCACUGAGACCCUGGAUACUGAGAACAACCCCCACAGUGCCAAGGACUGUAAAGCCAACCAGCCCGUGCUGCAGUCAGAGGGCUCCCACCAGCAUUCCUAUAUCACGCUUCCGAACAGCCUCUCAGAAGAUGGGGGAAGGAGCAGAAUCCAGAUGCCAGAACAGAGCUUCGGGCAACAUUUUUGCAUUCAACAAGAUGGUGCGUCGGGUACAACCUUGUCAGGUACUGAGCAACAGUUAAUUGUUGGCGGACCAGUUUCUUCUUCUGCCGCUGUCCAAGAUGUCAGGCCAAAGGACAAAGCUGUUAGUGCCAGCACGUUCCACAGGUUCCAGCAGGACCUGCCCUCCUCUGAGCUUUUGGGCUCCAAAUUAAGACACGUUAAGGUUCAAGCUGCUUUGCAGCCCUUGACUGAACCUACAAAGACUGAACCACAGAGCGGCUACUUCAUCGACAAAGGAACUCAGACAAAGAAGUCCAGCAAAAGCGGGCAGUCAAGGCAUAGAGCUCCGCACCACGCCGGGGUCCAUCAGAGCCAGGAGCAGCAGCCCUCGGGCCUGCCUGCGGGACAGCCACCUGCCCCUCCGCUCAGAGACACCUCCCAGGCCCUGGAGAUAACACAGUACUUCUUUGAGGCUGUUUCCACGCAGAUGGAGAAGUGGUAUGAACGGAAGAUAGAAGAAGCCCGGUGCCAAGCUAAUCAGAAAGCGCAGCAAGACAAAGCUGUGCUCAAGGAGCAUAUUAAAAGCUUAGAAGAGGAGCUCAGCAAAUUAAGGACUAAGGUGCAGAAAGAGAGCUAGCAUUGACCAAGCAGGUAAAGACAAGCAGCAGGACUCAUUUUGGAACCUGCUGUACAGGAAUCUGGAAUGUUGAUAGAUAUAUUUGUAGUGCCUGUUAUAU
Molecule: messenger RNA, 3142 nt
Organism: Athene cunicularia (burrowing owl)
Lineage: Eukaryota; Metazoa; Chordata; Aves; Strigiformes; Strigidae
Gene: ANKRD6
Product: ankyrin repeat domain 6
Exons: 17
Coding region: 643-3042 (799 amino acids)
Molecular function (GO): protein binding
Source: RefSeq, a predicted model, not a curated record